CCCAAGGACACGUGGUGUCGCAAAAGUCGACGGCGCCGAUCGCCUUUACGGCACAAGGCCAUGGCGUCGUACGGAGGGUUUUUCGAAAGCACGCAGAGCAUCGACGAGCGGAGAGAGCAGAAGAGGGAGGCGAGGCGAGGGGUUCUCGCGCAGGUAAAAGCUGAGUACGAGCGAGAUCAGAAACGUCAGGAGCAGAAGCGACUACGUGGGGAAGACACAUGGAUGCUUCCCGCCGUAAACGAGCGUCUCGAGGAAAUGGAAAAGGAACAUGGCAAGAAACACAAAAAGAAAAAAGAGAAGUCGAAGAAGUCUAAAAAAGAGAAGAAGAAUAAAAAAUCUAAGAAAGCUGAGAAGUCUAACAGUGCCAGUGACUCUACUUCUGACUCAGAAGAGGAGUGGGUUGAAAGUACCGCUAUUGCUGCUUCCGGAAGCAGCCAGUCAUCGGACUCUGCCAGGGAAAGAUCAGCUGAUGCUGUUAACGCUUCAGUGGAUGCCCCCUUAGUGAGGGAUGAUUGGAUGAACUUCGACUUCCUGACUAUGAAGUCAUAUUCUAGAACAGACGUCAAAUCAGAAAAACAGAAAGCCAAAGAAUUGGAUAAAGAAAUCAGGGAUGCGAUCGACAAGCCUGGUGUACACGCUCGUGAGCUCAACCCAUACUGGAAGAACGGAGGAACAGGCCUCCCCCCACAGGAGAGCGAGCAAUCCGUCGCCUCGGGAGCUUCUCAGGGACCAUCAGCGGUUGGUGACGGCGGGCUCAGCUGGCUGAGACGCGCUCGGCAGAGAAUGCAAGAGCAGGCAGACAAGGAACAGAGGUCACUGGAUGAAGUUCUCGAAGAGCGAUAUGGAUGCAAAGAAAAAUUUUAUUCGAUGCUGGCAGAAGCAGAGCGCACGGCAGCAUCUCAGCGGUUCUAUAACCGGGGCGGUCAGAGGUGGAGGAAGACUGCAGAAAACAACUCGUCAAUUCCUCCGGCGUGGAAGAGGGAAGAGAGACACAGGGACCGCACGGAUCGUGACAGCCAUGAGGAAGGGGAGAGAAAACAAGAUGUAGACGGCACACAAGAAAGAGACCGGGGUCGCUCUGCUGGUUCGGACAUGGACCGGGAUAGGCAAAGAGACACUCAAAGAGAUAGACAAAGAGGGGAGCAAAGAGACAGGCAAAGGGACGGGCGCAGGGAUGAUGAGAGAAGUCGGCACCAAUAUCAGGGGAAUCGCAGAGACUGGAGCAGGGACGGCGAGCAGGACAGGGAGAGGCGGUCGCACUGUAGUCCGGAUAGACAUCGAGGUCAGAGAGAUCGACAUAAAGAGCGUGACCAAGAAAGAGAGGGAGGAAGGUGGUCUCGAAGAAGUCCUGAUGUCCGCACCACCACCAACACAUCUUCAUGUUCUCUUAAGUCCAAGUUCAUGAAGCCUUCAGACGACGAUGAUGUGGAUGCAUUUUCUGGAAGUGGCUUGGCCUUGAAGGAGCCACGCUCAGUGGAAAUUCCUCGGAGUGCCUUUCGAAGGCCGAGAGACGAUGAUGAUGAUGAUGGUGGUGGUGGUAAUGCUAAAGAUGUUCUUUCUUCCAGCUCAACAGUACCACAGAGAAAAGAGGUUGCUAAAAAUGACCAAACUAGGGAACGUUCUGAAAGCCCAGCAGAGGAAGACAGACAGGAAACAAAGCAAAAAGCCCACUUGCGGGGUAUAGGUAAAAGAAGUGAGCCCUCGUUAAAGCAAGCAGCAGAUGAUCGUCCUAAGGACAAAUCUUCCGCCACUACCGAUGGUGCUGAAUCUGCUCCAGUGGCUCUGGUUGCUGAGGCUACCCCAGCUGCUCCUUUGCAGGUGCUGAGUGAAGGAGAAAUGAACCAGCUGGGGGCACGGCUGGUUAAAGCGGAGCUCCUGGGCAACCAGGAGCUCGCUGAGAAAUUGAAAGCCCAGUUGGACGAGGCUCGGAAAGUCAAGCAAAACCAGACUCAGCAGCCGGGUUUUGCAGCCAGCCAGCAGAUGACCAAGGCUGCAGGUGCAAGAGGCAGAGGAGCGGAGGAUGAGACAGACGUGCUGCUGUACAGGACAGAUCGAGCUGGGCAGUCGUGGCCUGUGUCCGCUCCCACGCACCUCGCGGAGUCCAGAGGGGGACGACACAAGAACCGCCCGGUGGAGACGCACACAGCCGGGGAGCGUGCGCGUUACUUUGGCGAUGACGAUCAGCACAGUCUGCAGGAGCUGGUGCGCAGGGAGCGCAUGAGCACAGCCGAAGAUCAGAAUGCGAUGUUCGCUCGCCUCUCCAAGUUUGCGGAGAAAACGGACCGUGAAUAUUUCACGCUGGACGACAUGUUCGUGUCGAAAGCGGCGAAGGGGGAGAGCACGGGCCGUGAGGACGAACGGCACAAGCAGCGUGCUAUGGAGGAGCACCGCCGCCUCGUCGGAGAGAUGGCCAAGUGCAACCACUGCUUCGACAGCGCCGACCUACCAAAGCACCUGGUGGUGGCCGUCGGCAGCAAGGUGUACCUGCGCCUGCCCAGCCAGCAGUCGCUGGCUGAGGGCCACUGCCUAAUUGCUCCACUGCAGCACUUUUCGUCCGGAAACAUGCUGGAUGAGGACAUCUGGGCUGAGAUACAGUCUUUCCGCCGUGCGCUGGUGAAGAUGUUUGCGGAGCAAGACGAGGACUGCGUCUUCAUGGAGGCGAACAUGCACCUGAAACGCCGACCACACAUGGUGUACGAGUGCGUGCCCCUUGCCCGUGAGCUGGGUGACAUGGCUCCCAUCUACUUCAAGAAAGCCAUUCAAGAAUCGGAUGAGGAGUGGGCCAUGAACACCAAGUUGGUGGACCUCUCCCAAAAGGACAUUCGCAGAGCUAUUCCAAAGGGCUUGCCAUACUUCAGCGUGGAUUUUGGCAUGCAGGGUGGCUUUGCUCACGUUAUUGAAAACGAGCAGAAGUUUCCCGACUAUUUUGGAAAGGAGAUCUUGGGGGGCAUGAUGGACCUGGAGCCGCGGCGCUGGCGGAAGCCGUUUCGGGAGCCAUUCGAGGAGCAGCGCAAGAAGGUGCUGCAGUUUGCACAGAGAUGGAAGCCCCACGACUUCACCCGGAGCUAACAACGAGCGGUCGCGGUGCAGGCAAGGGAUAGCUCGCAGCACGAGGAGCCGCUCCGCGAUCCAUUGGCUUCUGACAUCUAUUUCGCUCCUAUGCUGGGAGCCUCUUCCUUCACCUUCUUGAAGGAGGCUCUCAGUUCCCGAAGCUCCCCAGGACGUGGAGCGAAACGUUGGACGUCAAUCCGAACGCACGGUACAACCGGAAAACACAUUGGAGAGCUAAACCGUGACCGAUGUCUCAGUGUGUUUUGCGGAGAUUAUCUGAACGUCUUCAGCAACUGUGUUAUACGAUCUCAAAGUGUAUGUUAACUCGGUGCUUUUGUAAAAUAUUUCUACAGUGGGCUGCCGUGCAGCCGCCAUGCAGCUAGUCACAUGAGCUGACGAUGGGGUCACCACUUCAUAUAUAGAGGGCUUUCAGGGACAGCUGAGUAUGGUGCCACUGUUGAUGUCUGUCAGUUCCUUUCCUAGUAACCAAUGGAUGGGCAUUGGCUCGCGGUUUUGAGCAAUUGGCUUUGUGAACCACUGGGAAAUGAAUUGCGUAAGUCAAGUGAGCAAGUUGCAGAUGGUUUGGAAACUUGAUCCAGGUUUAAGUGCGAAAUUGUGGCAUGAUGUAAUUCAGCUGGACAUUGACAUGUUCCUUCCAUUUGUACAAUACUGCCCGUACAAUGUAACGUUUAAAGUUAAUGUACUUUUUAAAAAAAAAAUCCAUCCCUGUGUAUUCGUGUCAUCUUUAACAAAAAAUAAAAAUGAUGUGUAUACACUUUUUUUUUGCAUACUACCUGCUAUGACGUGGUUCAGAAGGAAGGUCAUCGACACAAAACACGGAGAGAGAAAAAAGUGCGCGUAAAAACAUGGGAGAGAGACGCAUCGUUGGAAUAUACAUUGAGAUCGAGAAAGAGGAGCACAUGGAACAUUCACGUGUUAACUUCAUCAUUCACGCUUAACACAAGUGAGCGGUCUUAGGCAGGUCACGACACUAUUAUAAAGUGACGGUGACCGAUGAUCAAGAACAAUGAUGUUGUGGCAACCAGGGAUUGGGAUGCAUCUGAGAGAGGACGUCCUCCGAGGAGAUGGGUCGAUGAAAUCUGCUCCCGUGCAGAUGCUAGGUGGAUUAUUACGUCGCACGAUUUUUAAUGCUGAAGACUUGGGAAGUUAGCCAGCAGUGGAUUGAUCAUGGCUGAUUGUUUUUUUAAAAUAUUUGACGUUUGAAAAUACACAUUUAAAGCAUGUUUUCUUUGAAAGUUUAUGCAUACCGUCAAGGACCCAGAACCCAUUGCCUUUCAUCUCAUUUGUGUAAAGCUUCUUAACUUUCAGUGUUUGAUCAGACCACAAAAAGCAUACUUCCUUUGAUGUAAAUUGCAAAUGCGGUGCCGAUAUUUGAAAUAAGAAUCCGAUUGGCUUAUGUAACGGGUCAUAUUGGGUUGUGUACUGCACAAAAGCCCUCUAUAAUCAACGUGUCUCAACUACCUUAAGUGCUAUGCACUUAGCUCUAAACCCAAGGUUAUGCAGCAGUCAUGCCUGACAACUUGGUAAUAAUGCUCUUCACACCUUCAGCAUUGGGGUGCUUUGGCAUUAUGAAUUCUGUCGACCAUAGCUAUGUAAGUUACCAGACCAGCUACGGACCAUUGUAUUCCUACUUCAAAUGUACAUGCUAACUGAACAGUGUCCUGUACUAAUUAACACUUCUGAAUUAAAUGUUUACCCUUUGACUGAA
This is a messenger RNA of Petromyzon marinus (sea lamprey), 4780 nucleotides long. It is a transcript of the gene CWF19L2, whose product is annotated as CWF19 like cell cycle control factor 2. Lineage: Eukaryota; Metazoa; Chordata; Hyperoartia; Petromyzontiformes; Petromyzontidae. Gene Ontology annotation, biological process: mRNA splicing, via spliceosome. Gene Ontology annotation, cellular component: post-mRNA release spliceosomal complex. The record is from RefSeq and is a predicted model, not a curated record.